AUGGUGUAUGAAAACAGCUUUCUCACCAGAUUGUUAUCUAUCGUCGCGGCGUACGACCACACUGACCCCUCGCUCACCAUGGAGGAAAGGGUCGCCUUUGGAGUAAAGCGCUGCGGGGUGUCCGUCACCGCGCUGCGUCGUUCAGCAACAUACCUAAGCGAGUACACGUCGCUGACGAACUUCUUCGCCUUCAUGCUGGGCAGGGUGUCGUCACUUCCGGCUGUGGAGUAUUUCUGCCUCUACGCCGGCACUGCCAUCUUAUUUGACUUCUUCCUCCCGGAAAGCAAGAAUAAUCGUGCUUUCGUGGCGCUUCUGACCAUGGACGCCAACCGUCAGAAGGCCGGCAAGAUCGACUCGUGCUGCUGCUUCACCAGCAAGAAGUAUCUCCAGGAGCAAGAGCGGCAUCACCAGGAAGGUAUCCAAAGAGGUGUCACCCUGCCUGAUAGCAACGUUGAGAGCGUAAACAAAAGCCGAAGGGCACUCGACCGCAAAGCGGAGGUGCACCAGCUGUCGUUGAUCGGAAGUGCAAACGUGGGUACGUCCGGGAGCUACCCGGUGUACGACGAUCGGGAUACCUUCUACGCCGCCCUCUCCGCCUUCCUGCAGGACGAGGAUAACGCCAGAUUCUUGGCAGACGUGGUGUUCGACGACGAGGGGGCUCAUCGAGGUACAGUACUACGGCAGAGCUUGUCCGAUCAAGUUUCUGUUUUCGUUGGGCGGGAAAACAGAGAGGCGGGGCUCUGUGAUGUAGAUCUCUUUCCAGCGUGUCGUCGCCUGUUCGCCGCCUCCGCCGCCGCCGCCGGUGCUCCCGAACUGUUUUCGCCGAUGAAAUCGAGAACCUUUCGAAGGGGGGGUGAAAAAGAAGCUCUGGUGUUUCUAGCUCCUGCCGACCUGCGAAUGAUAAUCUCCCCCUUCCCUCCUCCCCUGGAUGCAUCGGGCGUGCUGCCCCUCGCUGUAUCGCAGAUUAGUCGAUCGGAGAUGUACCUGAUCAAUCUCGUCGACACGGAUAACAAAGUUGACACCCUCGAGGAUAAGAGAGAAGUCGCCGACCAAUCAACGCUCGACCCUCAGGCGUUCGCAUACUCAGAUAUGUUUCUCUUCGCGGAGCAGUACCUUGCAAUCUACAACGAGCUGCUAUCGAGCUUCGGCCUCGCCUUGUUGGCGGUGCUCGUCCUGAGCCUGUUCGUUCUGGGCAAGGUGAUCAUCGAUGUUGAGCUGCUGGGCUUCGUCUACCACUGGAAUUUGGACAUGAACGGCAUCACUGCUAUCGAGCUGAUCAUGGCGGUCGGGUUGGUGGUGGACUACAUGGUCCACAUCGUGCACUACUUCCUCCAUCAGGACCCCAGCAUCCCAAAGGACGCGCGAAUCGCCGAAGCGCUGGGAGAGAUCGGGCCCUCUGUAAUGGCGGGAGCAGCGACAACAUUCCUGGGAAUCAUGCCCCUGGCGUUCGCUAACAACGUGAUCUUCCGCGUGUUUUUCAAUAUGUUCCUCGUCAUCAUUUCUUUCGGGUUUUUCCACGGUGUGGUAUUCAUCCCGGUCGUGCUGUCGAUAUUGCCCGACCGCCUGGUUUCAAACUCCGGUCACGAAGAGGAUACGACAUCCAUCACAAGACACACCGAAAGCAACAAGGGCAGCACCACUCUUCUCGAAUACCGGACAAAUAAGCCAAUCACACGAAAGAUCCAGAAUGCUNGA
Messenger RNA from Ectocarpus sp. CCAP 1310/34, 1695 nucleotides. Lineage: Eukaryota; Phaeophyceae; Ectocarpales; Ectocarpaceae. The record is from the annotation of a GenBank genome assembly.